AUGAGUCGUGUUAUUAGUGCCUAAAUUGUUGGUUCGACGGUCCUCAAAUCUGUUGGUGGUCGGGGCCAAGGCUCAGGCUUCACCGACAUCCUGGAUUCGAAUUUUGGAAUCUUCGGCCUUCGAGGUCCCAACGCUAUGGAUUUGGCUGCAAUCGGCUAUACGCGCUACGGCAGCAAUAUGAUGGAGUACUACACAUGUCACGGAGGUGUCAACCAGCUUGGUGGGGUCUUCGUGAACGGUCGGCCGCUGCCGGACAUGGUGCGUCAGCGCAUAGUCGAGCUCGCGCAUAACGGCGUGCGUCCCUGCGAUAUCUCGCGCCAGCUGCGCGUAUCACAUGGCUGCGUCUCCAAGAUCCUCUCCAGGUUUUACGAGACAGGUUCCAUCAGGCCAGGUGUGAUUGGCGGCUCUAAACCCAAAGUGGCUACUCCAAAUGUCGUAGAUGCAAUUGCUGGAUACAAAAAACAGAACCCUACGAUGUUCGCGUGGGAGAUCAGGGAACGACUUCUAGCCGACAACAUAUGCGACCAAGAGUCGGUUCCUUCAGUGUCUAGCAUUAAUAGAAUCGUGCGCAACAAGGCUGCGGAGAACGCGAAACACAUCAUUCCGGGCACGCACUCGCCGGUCUCGCAAGCCACGUCCGUUAUCAGCCAUGCGACGUCAGCUGUACAUGAGACGUCGCUGCAACGUACAGGAUCCUACAGCAUCAACGGAAUACUGGGCAUCCAGCAGCAACACACUGACCCCAACGGCAAUAUCAAUAAGAGAAAACGUGAAGACAGCGACGAGCACCGGGAGCUAAAUGGACACUCGGAGGAAGAUCUGAAGAGGCAGCGAACUCAAUAUACUACCGAUCCCCUCUACACAAAUAUGCUGUGGUCAAAACAGUGGUCCUCCCUAAAAUCUGACGACAAUUCUAAAGCCAUAUUGCCUGACUUAGGGUCUGCAGUCCCGGGAGCUGUUUCUCCUUAUAGCGCGGUGCAAUCUUUCGUUGACCACAACAGCAGCUUUGUGCCGUCCGUAGCUGUGUCAGGUAGUACGACCGAUGCUCUAUACGACAGCAUGGCGAUGGGUCACCCUACGUCCAACCACGUCUACACACCUCCGCUCCCCACCUCUUUAGGUGGCGUGGCAGGGUUGGCUCCCCUUAGCCCCAUCUCCAUGCAAGAUGUUAAGCCUGUCCUAACCUCACCUCCUCAAUUGGAUUCAGCUGCUUCUGCACACGUGCAUUAUCAGCAAGGCCUCACAAGCGAUGGCAACAAUAAUGCCUUGGCUUCUAAUAACAAUAUGAGGAGUGGCACCUCAACUCCCCCUUUGAGCACUCCUCCUCCCCACACCCCUUACGCUGCACAGUCUGUCUCCCCAAAUCCUAGUUUGCCCCAUCAACUUUCACCAUACGAACAACUUCCUCUCUCACCUCAAGAACAUCAUCAGCACGGCCUUAGCCAACAUCAUCAAAGUAGUCUUCACCAUCAUGGCCAACAUCAUCACUCACAUCAAAAUGUUCACCAUGAUCCCACACCUCACCAUCACCAUCAUCAGCAACAACACCAACAUCAUCACCAUCACCAGUUAUCACCCCCCAUCUGCCACCCGCACGGUCGGUCCGCUCAACAUGACUCGAGGCUGUCCGAAGUCAGCUUAUCUGACUCGGGCUACCUGGGGGUUAGUGUUACUCCCCUGGACCCAUCACACAUUUUGGCCCCUUGCUCGUCCCCACUAAAGGCCGACACACCUUGUUCCUCUUCAUCCUCGAUCCUCACUCUGCUUCAACCCACCUCUACCAACUCCCUGUCACAAGCAUCCCCCACAAACACCUUCAGUUUCGCACAGCCUCCCACCAAUGCGACUUCUCAAGGCUCUAUGGAAGCACCAUUCUCUCCGUUGCCGCACUUCUCAGGUACGGCCAGCGUGGGGGCCUCAAUGACAGACUACAGUGCCUACACCUCACCGUAUACCCAAGCAUACGCCACAGGCUACCCCGCCUACGGUUACGGUUCAAGCGGUCUGCUUAGUAAGUAACCAUAUCGGUAGCUACGCCCGACAAGGUGGCGUCAACCACAGCAGCAGCAACAACAGCAACAUGUCG
Hyalella azteca is the source of this 2086-nucleotide messenger RNA. Its product is annotated as paired box protein Pax-2-B. Gene Ontology annotation, molecular function: RNA polymerase II cis-regulatory region sequence-specific DNA binding; DNA-binding transcription factor activity, RNA polymerase II-specific. The record is from RefSeq and is a predicted model, not a curated record. The transcript has 11 exons. NCBI's taxonomy places the organism in Eukaryota, Metazoa, Arthropoda, Malacostraca, Amphipoda, Hyalellidae. Bases 136 to 2019 code for a protein of 627 amino acids. Gene Ontology annotation, biological process: anatomical structure development; regulation of transcription by RNA polymerase II.